CCGGCGUUUUGUUUUGCUGCAGAUUUUUGUGUUUAUUUUCGUUAUUCUGCAAUUGUAAAAACUAACUAUGAAGCGUAGGAGUCAAACGCAGACUCAACAAGCCACUCCGGCCAGUAACAAUACGAAGGACAAGACUGGAGCCCUCACGGUAGCCCAGCUGAACUCCGAUGUCAUUUGGCAGCUGGCAUCGCAGUACUGGACCCCAGACACAAAGGCGGAUCACCUGCCAUAUAGUGCCAAGAUCAUUGACCGCAUCUACAACGAGGAGAUCGGCGGAGGCGGUGGCCACAGUGCGCGCCGGAUUAACAUGCUGGAAUUCAGUCAGUACUUGGAACAGUAUCUGUGGCCACAUUACCAGCGAGAAACCGCUACCCAUGCCCACCUCAUGUCCAUCGUGAUAAUGGCCAACGAAAAGUUUCGGGAGCGCGUCGAGGUGUGGACCGUGUUCGAGAAACUGCCGGAUCAGUAUCCAGCCUUCUUCCGCCACGUGCUGGAGAGCUGUUUGCCUGAAAAAAAGGCCAAAGAGGCCAGCAGCACGUUGAGAGAGCGAACAGCCCUAUUGAUGUUCAUUAACCACUGUUUCAACAGCAUGGAGAUCGAGCUGUGCCGCGAACAGGCAAAGCGGUUGGUCUCCCUGUCCAUGUGGCACUGCCUGCAGCCGCGGCGCCGCGAGCAGGAGCUUCGUGAUGUGCCCGAGUGGCGAAAGUACUGGAAGCGCCUUCUCAAGAAAGAAAAGGAUAGCAAACCCGAGGUCCUCUGGGAAAGGCACUUUAUGCAAAACCUUAUCAUCGACUUCCUGCACAUCCUCGAAGGCAUUCCUGCCGAUGGCGAAGUCGCCUCUAAUGUGGUUCAUUACUGCGAGCGCUUCCUGGAGUUUAUUAUUGACCUGGAGGCUCUACUGCCAACGCGUCGCUUCUUUAAUACAGUUCUGGACGACUGCCAUCUUAUUGUGCGGGCUCUUCUAUCGCCUCUUGUUCGUCGCGAGGAGGGAAAACUGUUCGGGCAGCUACUGGAUAUGCUGAAGUUCUACACCCGGUUCGAGAUCAACGACGUCACCGGCAGCUCUCUCACCGAUCACGACAUGACCCAGCUGCACUACAAGAAGAUCACCUCGUUGCAGCGGGCGGUGUUCGCCAAGUUUCCCAGCCUACGAGUUUUUGCUCUGUCCAAUGUAGCCACAGUAGAUAACCGGGAGUCGUUGGAGCAGCACUUCGGUGGGUUAGACGGCAAGGGACUCCUCCAGAUCGCUACGUUCCUGAAUUUGGUACCCGAAGAGGUGGCGGCACCCUUGGACUGGCAUCGUGUGGAUGAGCAAUUUCUGCGCGAGCUGCUAAUAACGCGACACGAGCGGCGUUGCUCGCAGCUGGAGGCACUUAAUGAGAUGCCCCUGUAUCCCACAGAGCAGAUCAUCUGGGAUGAAAACGUGGUGCCCUCGGAAUAUUAUACCGGAGAGAGCUGUUUGGCACUGCCCAAGCUUAAUCUACAGUUCCUGACCCUUCAUGAUUAUCUGCUUCGAAACUUUAAUCUUUUCCGCUUGGAGUCCACCUAUGAAAUCCGGCAGGACAUUGAGGAUGCCGUGAGCCGCAUGUUGCCCUGGCAGUCGGAGGAUGGUGAUGUUGUCUUUGGAGGCUGGGCAAGAAUGGCCCUACCCAUAGCCAGCUUUGCGGUUGUCGAGGUGGCCAAGCCUCAUCUCGGUGAAAAGAAGCCUUCGAGAGUACGUGCGGAUGUGGGGGUGACACUGUCCGUACGUCGAGAGAUCAAGGCAGAAUGGGAGAACCUACGAAAGCACGACGUCUGCUUUCUGAUAACCGUGAAGCCAACGCAGCCAUAUGGCACCAAGUACAAACACCGAGAGCCAUUUAUUCCGCAGGUCGGUUUGGUUAGUGUGCGUGGGUGCGAGGUGGAGGGAAUGCUGGAUGCCAAUGGACGGGUCAUAGAAGAUGGUCCGGAGCCAAGGCCUCAGUUGCCAGGCGAGCAGCGUUGUUAUCGCGUGUGGCUGGACUCUAAUCAAUACCGUUUGGAUAUGGACGAUCUGCAGGAGGGUGCCGACGAUGUGUACGAAAGCUUCAACAUCCUGAUGCGUCGCAAGCCAAAGGAGAAUAACUUCAAGGCCGUGUUAGAAACCAUCCGUCAUCUAAUGAACACAGAAUGUGUGGUUCCGCCUUGGCUGCACGACAUCCUCCUGGGCUAUGGGGAUCCUGGAGCUGCCCACUAUAGUAACAUGUCCAAUCAGGAGCGCAGUCUCGAGUUCAACGAUACCUUCUUGGACUACAAGCAUUUGGAGGCCAGUUUUCCCAGCUACAAUUUGAAAUGUGAGGUAUCAGAAGAAAAGCGCCUACCGCCCUAUCGACUUAUAUUUGAGGAUGUGCCUAUCCAUAAGGAAAGCGAUGAAGACGAGAGUGAAGACAAGGUUGAGCAGGAAUUGACCAAAUCAAUUGUGGUGCAGCCAUAUAAAUACGAGGCUAGGGGACCUUAUCCCAGUGAUAAGCCCAAGCAAAACUCUAUCCCAUUUACUCCCACUCAAGUCGAAGCCAUUCGAGCAGGAAUGCAACCAGGGCUGACACUGGUGGUGGGUCCUCCUGGCACGGGUAAAACCGAUGUAGCCGUGCAAAUUAUAUCGAAUAUUUACCACAACCACCCCAACCAGCGCACACUGAUUGUGACCCACUCCAAUCAGGCGCUGAAUCAAUUGUUCGAAAAGAUCAUGGCUCUGGACAUCGAUGAGCGACAUCUGCUACGUCUCGGUCACGGAGAAGAGGCCUUAGAAACAGAGAAAGACUACAGUCGCUAUGGACGAGUCAACUAUGUGUUGGCCAAACGCAUGGACUUGCUUAGCCAGGUGCAGCGCCUGCAGGAGGCGCUCGGCGUGAGUGGGGACAACGCUUACACCUGUGAGACUGCCGGCUACUUUUACCUUUACAAUGUAAUGGCGCGCUGGGAGAAGUUCCAGAGCCAAAUGAGCGUGCACAGAGACGAGGCAGAUGCAGAGAAACUGAGAUCCGUAUUUGCGAAGGAGUUUCCCUUUAGCAAAUUCUUCGCGGAUGCUCCACAGCCUUUGUUUAAGGGUGCGAAUUAUGAGGAGCUCCUGGACACAGCCUGCUCCAACUUCCGAUACAUCUCGGACAUUUUUAACGAAUUGGAGGAAUUCCGCGCCUUCGAACUGCUGCGCACAGGUCUGGAUAGAUCUAAAUAUCUGCUCGUCAAGGAGGCAAAGAUCAUUGCAAUGACUUGUACGCAUGCGGCACUAAAACGUAAAGAACUGGUCAACCUCGGUUUUCGCUAUGACAACAUCCUCAUGGAAGAAUCGGCCCAGAUCCUAGAGAUUGAGACGUUCAUUCCCUUGCUGCUGCAGAAUCCGCUAGAUGGACUAAACCGUCUAAAACGUUGGAUCAUGAUCGGGGAUCAUCAUCAGCUGCCGCCCGUGAUUAAGAACAUGGCCUUCCAGAAGUACUCCAACAUGGAGCAGAGCUUGUUUACCAGACUCGUGCGGCUCGGGGUUCCAACUGUAGAUCUGGAUGGACAGGGUCGUGCCCGGGCUAGCAUCUGCUCGCUGUACAAGUGGCGCUACAAGAAGCUAGAAGAUCUGCAGCACAUUUUUGAGCGGGAUGAGUACAAAAAGGCAAAUGCGGGCUUUUCCCACGACUACCAGCUUAUCAAUGUGGAGGACUUCAAGGGCGUGGGUGAAAGCGAGCCCAAUCCAUACUUCUAUCAGAAUCUUGCUGAGGCGGAGUACAUUGUUGCCGUCUACACGUACAUGCGCCUGCUGGGCUAUCCCGCGGAUAAGAUCUCUAUACUGACUACUUACAACGGUCAGAAGCAUCUCAUUCGCGACGUUAUCAACGCUCGCUGUGGGAACAAUCCGCUCAUCGGUUGGCCGCACAAGAUCACCACCGUCGAUAAGUACCAGGGCCAGCAGAACGACUACAUUCUUAUAUCUUUAGUGCGCACCAAGGCGGUGGGACAUUUGCGAGAUGUGCGACGUCUGGUAGUGGCCAUGAGUCGUGCACGUCUUGGCCUUUAUGUAUUUGGGAGAGUCUCUCUAUUCAAGAACUGUCUGGAACUCCAGCAGACUUUUAAACUGCUCACACAGCGACCUCUAAAGCUAAGUCUGGUCCCAGAUGACAGCUACCCCACUGAUCGAUUAGCCAGUGCAGAUGUGGCUAGUAAAGCUAUAAAAACUGUGGAAAACAUGUCCGAAAUGGCGCAAUUCGUCUACGAGCGUUAUAUGGCCAAAAUGGAAGACCUCAAGGGCACUCUGCCUACCGAAGAAGAGCUGCUCGCCAUGCGUAACCAGCUACCCCAGGAAGACGAGGACAAUGUUGCCGAGGAAGCUACCGAGGAGCCGCCAGAGAAAAGGGCAGCCAAAGAAGCGCCCGUGUCAACGAAGAAGACAUCAGAAGCCUUUAAGCCCACGCCCAUUCUAAACGAGAUAAACGAAGAGAUGGAUCAAAGCGAACCGGUUGAACAGGUUGAAAAUGCCGAAGAGCCAACCAAGGAUUCUGUCGAAGCUACAGAGUCCUAGUUGUAGUUAUGUUGCUCAAAUAAUUUAAUUUCAAUAAGUUCCAACAAUGUUUAUGUGACAAAUGCAAAACGCAUAAACCACACACCAUAAA
Molecule: messenger RNA, 4613 nt
Organism: Drosophila rhopaloa
Lineage: Eukaryota; Metazoa; Arthropoda; Insecta; Diptera; Drosophilidae
Product: RNA helicase aquarius
Exons: 8
Coding region: 68-4522 (1484 amino acids)
Biological process (GO): mRNA splicing, via spliceosome
Cellular component (GO): catalytic step 2 spliceosome
Molecular function (GO): helicase activity; mRNA binding
Source: RefSeq, a predicted model, not a curated record